Messenger RNA from Fusarium redolens, 2124 nucleotides. RefSeq lists its product as uncharacterized. The record is from RefSeq and is a predicted model, not a curated record. The coding region runs from base 252 to 1949 and encodes 565 amino acids. Lineage: Eukaryota; Fungi; Ascomycota; Sordariomycetes; Hypocreales; Nectriaceae. The transcript is spliced from 2 exons.
AAGGGCUUUUGAUACAAUUACUACCACUAUACUCUCCCGACUACCUCCCUACCUUUCUCUACAUAUCAAAGACGAUAAAACAACAUAAAGUUGUUCGAAAGCGUAUACACGCAUAUAUCUACUACAAUACAAGCCUUGCAUCGCAUAGUUGAAGAAACAGUUGAUCUGAGCUUGCUCAUCUACCACCACUUCGAAGACAACUCGAACGAUCAUUACAACUAGAAUACUAAACGUCUUGAAGCAUUUCCAAAAUGUCUCGCAAUCUCAAGCAAAAGUUUACAACCCCGGUCAAAAAGACCAAGACCGCCCAACGUCGCCGCCGGGUCUCCGACACUCCUUCUGCUUCUUCUCUAGACCUCUCCGACGAUGGCGGCUACUCUGCCGUUGAAGAUAUUAGCGACUCUUCAGACGACGAUGAGGAUGAUGUUGCCGCGGCCGAGGAGGAGAACAUCCUUGAGGAAACUCAUGUUCCCCCCACUCCACCACAAGCUCCUCGGCCGCAACCGACUAUUGAGGAGGAUGACGAAGAGGAGGAAGAGGAACAGGACGACGAUGGUGAACAAGAGGGCCUGGAUAUUGAGGACGAUGACGCCGCUAGCUGGGGAGGCAUCGUUUCGGAUAUUGAGGACCAGCCUGACAUCUACCAAGACGCCAAUAUUUUUGGCGAAGAGCCCGUAGAGCGCCACGUUCACUUCGACGUGCCCUCCAGCGACUCUGACUCGACCGACACUGAGGAUGAGAUUCAGGGUUUCUUCCCUGAUAUCUUUGUUUCUCAAAACAACCUGGAUCCCGCUUUCCGCCGUGAGAUUGAGAACGAUCCCGAUGAGUCUUCUGGCUCAGGAUCUUUCUGGGACUUCAACAACCAGUACGGCGAGCAAGAUGAUGACUCGGAUGCCGAGGAAAUCUUCCGCCAAAUUGACGAUGACACCCCUAUUGCCACUCCAAUGGCCUCCCAGCCAGCCACUGCUGCCUCUACCCCUCAACCCAUUCCAUUUGGCUUUGAGGAACCAACAGAGCUGGAUGGCUACGAGAAAGAUGAACCCGAACCCAUUGUCCGAAGGAAGACUCGACGCCCUUCAAAGCCUAUGAGCGACAUUUCCGACUCUGACGCCGACAGCCCGGUCAAGGCCGAGCGUGGCCAGCCCCGUCUGGGACGUUACAACCUUGACCGUUCCGACAAGAAGCCAAUUGCUGUCCUCAACCCCGUGACCGGAAAGAUGAUGAUCUUUACACCUCAUCGCCGCCACCAACUCGACCUCUCCCCUGAACAAUUUAACUUUCCCUGGGGUACUGAGGGGCCUGAGUCACCUAUCAUGAGCAACUCUGCAAACCUAAUGCUCAGCGCUAUGUUCUCUUCCAACACUUUCGGUGACUUCUUCAACACGGCUCAGGUUAUGGGACCCGCUGAGGCUUUCUUCCCCUUCCCCUCUGAACCCAAUACCGCCGACGAGAGCUCAACCGCGCCUAGCUUGCAGGAUGAGGAGGAAGACGCUGAACUCAAUCUGGACCUCAACGACUUUAUCGCCUGGGAGGAACAUGACUCUUCUGGCGAUGAAGAGGGCGACAACUGGGAUCCCGCAUCAACACCUGCGCGACCCAGCACAGCUACCAGCGAGAAGCAGGCUCAUGGCCACAUCAAUUCCGAGACUGUCGGAGCUUUCCGCCGCAACCAAAUUAACCAGCAGCUCAUCCUCAGCAACCAGGCUACCCAGGACUCGCUCGCAUUCAGUGGUCCUUAUAACUACACCGCACUCAAGGGUCUCAAAUCAGACCGCUUCGACACAGCUGCUAUCCCCCUAACGCCCGCUCGUCGCCACAAGAGGCAGAUGAGCGACGCCACACGCAGCCCCCUCGAAUCAAUGUCUCAAAAACGCAAGGCAACCACCGAAGCUGGCAACGGCCACAAGAGGCACAGAAGCAUCUCGGAUGUGAACUAUCUCCACAUCUAGUGCAAUGCACACCCCACAAAAACGUACGAGGACGGCAUAGACUGUUGCCGCUAUCCCUGGCCUCGACACUACUCUCUUUUUACAACUCUUUUCCUUGCUUGUUUUCUUUUGGGUUGAAUGAAACCCUUGUCUACAGCGUGCUCGGAGCGCCCUCUCCCCCAAGGGACAGGGACGA